AUGUACGACUCCUUCGAUACCACAUAUCAAGCGACCAUUGGCAUCGACUUCCUAUCCAAAACUAUGUACCUCGAGGACCGCACGGUACGGCUGCAGCUGUGGGACACAGCAGGCCAGGAGCGUUUCCGCUCGCUGAUUCCCUCGUAUAUCCGGGAUUCGUCCGUCGCCGUCGUCGUUUAUGACAUUUCGUCCAAGAAGACUUUCGAGCAGACGCGGAAAUGGAUUGAUGAUGUGCGCGGUGAACGCGGCAAUGACGUGAUUGUCGUGCUUGUUGGAAAUAAGACCGAUCUUGGUGACAGUAAGAGAGAGGUCACUACCCAACAAGGUGAAGAGGAGGCCAAACGCUCCAACGCCAUCUUCAUGGAGACCAGUGCAAAGGUCGGUCAUAAUGUCAAGGCCCUAUUCAGGAGGAUAGCCCAGGCCUUGCCCGGCAUGGAUGCCGAAGGCGAAAAUCAACCCAAUCCGCAAAUGAUCGACGUGUCGAUAAACAAUCAAAAACCCGCCGAGGAAGGGUGUGCCUGUUAA
Exophiala aquamarina CBS 119918 is the source of this 525-nucleotide messenger RNA. Its product is annotated as Ras-like protein Rab-6A. The coding region runs from base 1 to 525 and encodes 174 amino acids. The record is from RefSeq and is a predicted model, not a curated record. Gene Ontology annotation, molecular function: GTPase activity; GTP binding. The transcript is spliced from 2 exons. NCBI's taxonomy places the organism in Eukaryota, Fungi, Ascomycota, Eurotiomycetes, Chaetothyriales, Herpotrichiellaceae.